Messenger RNA from Pelodiscus sinensis (Chinese soft-shelled turtle), 1161 nucleotides. Its product is annotated as olfactory receptor 10A4-like. Gene Ontology annotation, cellular component: membrane. Gene Ontology annotation, biological process: G protein-coupled receptor signaling pathway. Gene Ontology annotation, molecular function: G protein-coupled receptor activity; olfactory receptor activity. NCBI's taxonomy places the organism in Eukaryota, Metazoa, Chordata, Testudines, Trionychidae. The record is from RefSeq and is a predicted model, not a curated record.
AUGACGACGCCUGAGCGAGGGAGCCCUGUUUGCCUGCAGGUCCAGGCAGGUCUGCUCUUCCUCCCGGGAUUAUUACAGGAAAUUUCCUCCGGGGACUAUGUCCCAGAGGCCAGGGAAGGAAAUAAAACACCUGUUACCUUCCGCACGCCCAGCGCCUGCCGCGAGGAGAUGGAGCUGCUCUUCCUACGCAAGAUGGCCUAUUCUGAGAGCGACCCUGGCGAGAACCAGACCAUCUCUGAUGUCUUCAUCCUGGUGGGGUUUUCAUACCUUCAUGAGCUACAAAGUCUACUGUUUCUUGUGUUUCUUUUCACCUACCUGGUGACCGUGAUAGGGAACCUGCUCAUUAUCCUGCUGAUAAAGCUAAAUGACUCCCUCCACACCCCCAUGUACUUCUUCCUGGUCAACCUGUCCUUCCUGGAAAUCUGCUACACCACCAGUGUGGUCCCUCAGCUGCUGGUUCACCUUCUGGUGGAGGAAAAGACCAUCUCCCUUGAGGGCUGUAUGGCCCAGUUGUAUGUCUUCACUAUCAUGGGCCUCACAGAAUGCUGCCUUCUGGCAACCAUGGCCUACGACCGCUACGUGGCCAUCUGCCACCCCUUACACUACAUGACCAUCAUGAGCAGCCGGGUGUGUGCACAGCUCGCGGGAGCUUCAUGGCUCAUCGGUGUCUCAGUGGAAGUAGCUCAGACCACGUGGAUCUUCAGCCUGCCCUUGUGUGGCUCCCACCGCAUCCACCACUUCUUCUGUGACAUCCCACCUGUGCUGAAGAUGGCCUGCACAGAUACAUCAAAAAACGAGAUCGUGGUCUUAACCGUGUCGGUGCUGUUCAUCAUGAGUCCUUUCUUGUUGAUAAUCCUGUCCUACAUCCGCAUUAUCUCCACCAUCCUCAAGCUGCCCUCUGCAGAGGGGAGGCAUAAAGCCUUCUCCACCUGCUCCUCCCACCUCACGGUGGUGACUUUGUUCUACGGAACGGCCCUCGUCACCUACCUGAGACCCAAGUCUAGCUCUACCCCGGAGAGUGAUCAAAUGAUUUCCCUCAUGUACACAGUGGUGACCCCAAUGUUGAACCCCAUAAUCUACACACUGAGGAACAAAGAGGUGAAGGGCGCCUUGAGAAGAACGGUAAGAAAAAGUAUCUUUGCUCACAACCAGAGAAACUAG